This is a messenger RNA of Brassica rapa (field mustard), 2193 nucleotides long. RefSeq lists its product as uncharacterized. The record is from RefSeq and is a predicted model, not a curated record. Lineage: Eukaryota; Viridiplantae; Streptophyta; Magnoliopsida; Brassicales; Brassicaceae.
UUUGAGUGGCCAGAGAAAGAGAUAUAGCUUUGAGAAAACACACCACACCAUUAUUCAAGAGAUCUAUCUCCAUUAUUCAAUCUUUCCUUCUUCUUCUUCAUCUUCUUUAGUAUACUAGAGAGCAAAAUGGAAUCUGAGGGAGGAGUGUUGUUACCAUUGUUUCACGAGCAUCCUAUGACGCCUUGGAAUGAUCAUCAUAUGAGGAAAGGCGAUUGCUGUGAUUGCUUUGAACCUCAGAGUGAUGGCUACUAUUGUAAACUCUGUGAUUUCUUCGUGCACAAGAAGUGUGGCGACGAGCUGUCUGAAUUCAUCAGCGACCACCCAUCUCACCCCGAUCACACUCUCCGGCUUCAAGAAAAACGAGAAGAUCACGUAUGCUAUAUAUGUGAUAGUAAAAUCCAAAAUCUAUCCUAUCGUUGCGAGAUGUGUGACUUCCACAUGGAUCUACACUGUGCCAAGUACCCACCACCAGAUAUUAUUGAAAAUUUUGAGAUGCAUCCCCACAAGCUCACAUUUGUCAAGGAACUGAGCGCCUUCCACUCCUUUCAUGUGGAAUGUGUAUGGCACCCAGCAGCACUAGAGCACUCAACAGAGGUAAACCACCCUUAUCACUCCUUGCAUCCUCUUAAGCUAUUCAAGGGUCCACCACCUGACUAUUCUGAUGGUAAAUGUCGUCUUUGCGGAAGAAAGGUUGAUAAAGAAUUGUUUUAUCAUUGUUCUUCUUGUAACUUCACCUUGGAUUGGCGUUGUGUUGUGAAUCCGCCACCACAAUCUCUUUUGAACUUGAAAGCUCAUGAUCACCAACUCAAGCUUCUUCCAAGACUGCUUUCAUUCACAUGUAAUGCUUGUGGGCUCAAGGGAGAUCGAAGCCCUUACAUGUGUGUUCAAUGUGAUUUCAUGAUCCAUCAAGGCUGUCUUGGUCUUCCUCGUGUCAUUAACAUCAAUCGACAUGAUCACCGUGUUUCUCGUACUUUGCUUCUUGGUGAUGGUGCUAUGAAUUCUGUAUGCGAAGUUUGUCACAAGAAGGUGGACUGGACUUGUGGAGGAUUUUCUUGUCAGACGUGCCCUAACUAUGUUGUUCAUUCUAAAUGUGCUACCAGAUAUGAUGUUUGGAACAUGAAAGAGCUUGAAGGAGUACCUGAAGAAGAAGAAGAUAUAGAACCAUAUGUGGUGAUAGACGACAACACAAUACAACAUUUCAGCCACAAAGAGCAUUACCUCAGAUUCAAUGAGAAUGGUGUUUUGUAUGAGGAUACCAAACGAUGCAGCGCAUGCACCCAUCCCAUUGGUCUCCAAUCCUUUUAUGGAUGUAUGGAUUGUGAUUUUUCUCUCCAUCAGUGCUGUGCUAAAUGUCCUAAAAAGAAAAGGCAUGUGUUACACAAUGAACGGCUCACUUUAUUUACAAACAAGGAGCUAGAUACCUUCGGAUGUUAUGCUUGCAGUCGAAUGUGCAAUGGAUUCAUAUACAAGGAUCGGUAUACGAAGUUGGAUGUCUUGUGCGGUUCAGUUUCUGAGCCAUUUGAACGUCAUCACCACCAUCCCUUAUAUUACACUUUCGUAUUAUCUGACAAUUCCAUUGAAGAGACGGGAAUAUGCAAUGGUUGCAACAAUAAGGAAUAUCGUCUACUCAAGUGCAUUGAAGAUGAUUGUGGAUUUGUAAUAUGCUUCAAAUGUGCCACUCUACCACAAGUGGUAAAGCACAGAGUAGAUGAUCAUCCUCUCUCACUAUGCUAUGUGGAAGAAGAAGAGGCAAGUGGUAAAUACUGGUGCGACAUCUGUGAGAGAGAAACCGAUCCAAAGAAAUGGUUCUACACGUGUAAAGAUCACUUGGCUAGUUUGCAUACAAAAUGUGUGCUCGGAGACACUGCAGGACUCAUGCCAAGAAGCGUACCAAAGUUGUUGGGCAUACCGCAUGAGGUGGUGCUGAAUAAUAGUGUAACUCGCCCAUUUUGCAUUCGGUGCAAGUCUCGUUGCAUGUACCCUAUCUACCUCAAGGUGCUUGGGUCCCCAGAUAUAUGCUUUUGCUCUGUUGAGUGCUCUCUUGUUUACGUUUGAUAUGGGAAGAGGUAGAGCGAAAUGAACAAUCAUAAUAUUAAUAAAUAUUAAUAAGCCAUGGAGGCAAAGCAUAGGUUGAUGAUUAUAUUCUCUCACUAUGCUAUGGAGAAAAGGAAAAGAAAAAUUUACACUUAGACA